Messenger RNA from Osmerus eperlanus (European smelt), 2430 nucleotides. RefSeq names its product histidine decarboxylase (gene hdc). The transcript has 12 exons. Gene Ontology annotation, biological process: L-histidine catabolic process; histamine biosynthetic process. Gene Ontology annotation, molecular function: histidine decarboxylase activity; pyridoxal phosphate binding. Gene Ontology annotation, cellular component: cytoplasm. Lineage: Eukaryota; Metazoa; Chordata; Actinopteri; Osmeriformes; Osmeridae. The record is from RefSeq and is a predicted model, not a curated record. The coding region runs from base 76 to 2139 and encodes 687 amino acids.
GACAACACAGCUGCCCAACAGUUACUCGAUACAAGCUCAGUGUACUUCAGAGCUCAGAACCUUCGAAUUUUAAGGAUGCAAGCUGAGGACUAUAAUCGCAGAGCUAAGGAGCUGGUAGACUACAUCACAGAGUACCUCAGCUCCAUCCGAGAGAGAAUGGUGACUCCAGAUGUCCGUCCUGGAUACAUGAGAGAGCUGAUCCCAGAGAGCCCUCCCUCAGAACCAGAAGACUGGGACAGCAUCUUCCACGACAUAGAGAGAGUGAUCAUGCCUGGGGUGGUUCACUGGCAGAGCCCUCACAUGCAUGCCUACUAUCCCAGUCUGACAUCCUGGCCGUCCAUGCUGGGAGACAUGCUGGCAGACGCCAUCAACUGUAUUGGAUUCACCUGGGCUUCCAGCCCAGCUUGCACAGAGCUGGAGAUGCAUGUGAUGGACUGGUUGUGUAAAGGCCUCGGACUUCCUUCCUUCUUCCUGCACCACAGCCCUCAGAGCACUGGCGGAGGGAUCCUGCAGAGCACAGUGAGUGAGAGCACCCUGGUGGCUCUGCUGGCUGCCAGGAAGGACCGCAUCCUUCAGCUGAAAAAUACAGCUGAGGGCAAGGAGCUGGAUGACUCAGUGCUCAACUCCAGACUGGUUGCCUAUGCAUCAGACCAGGCCCACUCGUCGGUAGAGAAGGCAGGACUGAUCACGCUGGUAAAGAUGCGGUUCCUGCCCACAGACGAGCACUUCUCCCUGAGAGGAGCCACUCUGAGACAGGCCAUCCAGGAGGACAGGGAGAGAGGUCUGGUCCCUCUUAUGCUGUGUGCCACGUUGGGAACCACAGGGGUGUGUGCCUUUGACAACCUGUCAGAGCUAGGACCAGUGUGUGCAGAGGAGGGGCUGUGGCUGCAUGUAGAUGCUGCGUACGCUGGCUCCGCCUACUUCUGUCCAGAGCUGCGCUGGUCUCUAGAAGGAAUCGAGUACGCCCAUUCCUUCGUCUUCAACCCCUCCAAAUGGAUGAUGGUGCACUUUGACUGCACUGCCUUCUGGGUGAAAGACAAAUACAAGCUGCAGCAGACCUUCGCUGUCGACCCUGUCUACCUCAGACAUGAGAACUCAAAGGAUGCCACUGACUUUAUGCACUGGCAGAUUCCCUUAAGCAGACGCUUCCGUUCCCUUAAGCUAUGGUUUGUGAUGCGCUCUUUUGGACUGAAAAACCUACAGGCUCACAUCAGACACGGGAUCGAGAUGGCAAAACUUCUUGAAUCUUUGGUGAGAAGUGACCCUAAUUUUGAAGUUCCUGCUGAACGGCACCUUGGCCUGGUGGUCUUCUGUCUGAAGGGUGGAAACUCUGUGACCCAGGAGCUGCUCAGGGGCCUGAUACGGUCUGGGACCAUGUAUCUCAUUCCAGCAGACCUCCACACCAAACGAAUCAUCCGCUUCACUGUGACAUCACAGCACACCACGAAAGAAGACAUUCUCAGGGACUGGGGCAUCAUCUCCAAAAUGGCUGCCAUCCUCCUGGCCGAAGACCAGCCUGUCAGGCUGAGUGAGGAGCUAACGACCAAUCAGACAGAAGACCCACCAACCAGGGAGACAGAGAAGUCUUUGGAUAGGGCGACAGGGGAGGAGUCAGAGAGACUCUGUACCAUCGAUAAUGGAGGAGUCGAUCCUGGGCCAGAGCCAGGGGUUAGCCAGGGUCACGUUGGGCCAGAGACAGGCCCUGGGGAGUCCAGGCCGUCCGGAUCCAGGAACAGGAAGGUCCAUGUGGAGCUGUGGAUAGACAAAGACCAGGCCGUGACCGUGCCCAGAAGGACGGCUCGGUCCCUCAGCUGCAGCAGUGAGCCUCUGUCCUGCACCAUCAUCGGGGAGCCAGCCUUGCUCUCUCUGAAAGAGCCCAAACCGAAGCCCCUGUCUUCCAGCCCAGGAGGGGCCCACCUGUAUAAGAUCCCGGAGAAACCCCCGGGCAUGCUAAGUAAGCAAGCCCUGCCGAAGCUCACCAAGUUCUACAGCAUUCCUAGUUUCUACCAGCUGUGGGUGCACUGUGGCAGGUACCAGCUGUGUUGCCCUCUGAAAGGUCCACAGACCGGGCUGGAGUGCUGGUCCUCUUCCUGCCAAGGCCUCAGCUGCUCAGCUGGCCUCUCCCCAGAUCCUCUCUAGUCAGGCUCGCCCUCCUGCUCUCCCCAGAUCCUCUCUAGUCACGCUCCUCCUCCUGCUCUCCCUAGAUCCUCUCGUCAGGCCUCCUCCCCCUCCUCCUGCUCUCCCUAGAUCCUCUCUAGUCACGCUCCUCCUCCUGCUCUCCCUAGAUCCUCUCUAGUCAGGCUCCUCCUCCUGCUCUCCCCAGAUCCUCUCUAGUCAGGCCUCCUCCUCCUCCUCCUGCUCUCCCCAGAUCCUCUCUAGUCAGGCCUCCUCCUCCUCCUGCUCUCCCCAGAUCCUCUCUAGUCAGGCUCC